AUGUUCCGAAUGAACCUGGGGAUCCGUUCGGCCCAGGCGUCGCGAGCUUGCCUCAGAACCUUGGGAACUACACGCAGCCAUGCUACAGCCACCGCCCCAGCCAAACUUCCAUUAGACGGUGUCAAAGUGCUGGAUUUGAGCAGGGUACUUGCAGGUCCAUAUUGUACACAGAUCCUUGGUGACAUGGGUGCGGAUAUCUUGAAAGUAGAACAUCCGGUUCGUGGUGAUGAUACGAGAUCCUGGGGCCCACCGUAUGCGCCCCGUUUGGACGGCGCCGAUUCUGCUAUUCCUGCUGGUGAAAGCGCAUACUACCUCUCAAAGGUUGACGUUGUCGUGGAGAACUACCUUCCUGGCUCCCUGAAGAAGUACGGCUUGGACUAUGAGACGCUGAGAAAACUCAAUCCCAAGCUCAUCUACGCGAGUAUCACUGGCUAUGGCCAGUUCGGACCAUACAGCGAUCGCGCGGGCUACGAUGUUAUGGUUGAGGCAGAAAUGGGGUUGAUGCACAUCACGGGGUCUCGUGAUGGUCCUCCUGUCAAGGUCGGUCAGUGCUCAUCACGAAGGAGAGAGAUAGCGGGCGUUGGGGAACAGCUCAUCGUAACUUCCGUCGUUCCUUACAGGGCGUUCAAGUCAUCGGACGGUGACAUUCUUUUCGGGGGAGGCAACGAUCGAUUGUUCGCCAUCCUAGCAAAGGGCCUGGGUAGGCCGGAAUGGGCUGCUGAUGACCGCUUUGCAACCAAUUCAGCCAGAGUCAAGCACAGAGAUGUGCUAGAGAAGUGGAUUGAAGAUGUCACUAGCACAAAGACCACGCAAGAGUGGCUUGACAUCUUUGACGGCACUGGCUUGCCAUAUGCCAAGGUCAAUGAUCUCAUGGACACCACUCAGCAUCGUCAUGUGAAAUACUCUAGAUCGCAGCCGACAAUUCGAUCCGCGCCUCCCCUUCUCGGGCAACAUACUGACGAAGUUCUGAGAGAGGAGCUUGGUUUAAAUGAUGCAGAUAUUGCCUUCCUUCGCCAAGGUGGUGUGGUUCGGUAA
Messenger RNA from Verticillium dahliae VdLs.17, 1035 nucleotides. RefSeq names its product formyl-coenzyme A transferase. The transcript has 8 exons. Bases 1 to 1035 code for a protein of 344 amino acids. The record is from RefSeq and is a predicted model, not a curated record. Gene Ontology annotation, molecular function: catalytic activity. NCBI's taxonomy places the organism in Eukaryota, Fungi, Ascomycota, Sordariomycetes, Glomerellales, Plectosphaerellaceae.